UGUUCUUUUCGUAUAAGAGCAAAAGGCAACAACAAAAACUAAUGUGAUUUUUGUUACAGCUUGAAAUUCAUACAUUAAGUAGUCGCAAUGUAAUGCCAAUCAUCAGUUUUUGAAGUGUAUUAUUAUUUAAAGGAUCAAGUAAAUAGCCACUGUGUUUCAUGAGCGGGAGAUGAUGCCAACCAGCUCUCGGCUACUACAGUCUCCAGCUUGUAAUGACGACUUUCAAUGGGACACAUUGAUGGAAGUUGUUCAUGAACCGAUUGAAAAAAAUUACAUGUUACUAGAAGAAAUCGGAAAGGGUCAGUUUGCCGUUGUAAGAAAAUGCAUAGAACAGAAAAGUGGGUCAGAGUAUGCUGCCAAAAUAAUGAGGAAAAAAAGAGUUGCUCGAGGAGUUGCUGCAGCUGACAUUGCUCGUGAAGCUGGUCUUUUAGCCCAGCUGAGACAUCCCAACAUUGUAUCACUGCACAAAGUAAUUGACACUGGAACGAGUGUAGUAUUGUUAUUGGAAUUGAUUAAUGGUGGUGAAUUAUUUCAUUGGAUGCCAUCGUGUGAAGCUGAAGCUGCUCAUGUGGUUGGACAAGUACUGAAAGCAAUAAGUCAUUUACAUUCCCAUCAAGUUGCACAUUUGGAUAUUAAGCCUGAAAAUAUUCUUCUUUGUACACCAUCUCCAAUGCCUAAAAUCAAGUUAAUUGACCUUGGGUUAUCUCAUCGACUGACUCCAGGGUUUCAACAUAGAGCUUUAUUUGGAACCCCUGAAUUCGUUGCUCCAGAAAUUGUUAAUUAUGAACCCUUAAGUUUAGAAACAGAUUUAUGGGCUGUUGGAGUUUUGACAUAUAUUUUGCUAAGUGGUGCAUCGCCGUUCUUAGGAGAUAAUAAUCAAGAAACUUAUGCAAACGUUGCGGCGUGUCAGUAUCAAUUUGACGAAAAGUAUUUUGUAAAUGUUUCCGAGUAUGCCAAGGAUUUCAUAACAACUUUAUUGGUCAAGGAUCCCAAGAAAAGAGGAACUGCGGAAUCGUGCCUUAUACAUCCUUGGAUUGUAACGGUGUGCUCUUAUCUCAACUCGGGAAAUUCAUGAUCUAAACUUUAGCUAGUGCUUUUCAUACGACUUUGUUCUAGUUGGUGUUUUGUUUAAUCGCGUGCAUUUAUUUUUACUUACCUCAAUUUUUCGUUUGAUUUGUAAUGUACAUACAUGAGCACGCUAUGCAAAUAGAUACCCCAGUUGUGUGUACAGUGAAUUCAAAUGCCGUGAGAACGCGAUUUUUCUCACGCGAGAAUUACAUUCCUUAACAAAGAUAACGAUUGUAGCAUUUGUAAAAUUUCUAGAAUAAAUCCUAGUGUAUAGGACUAAUGUAAUCAUGUAAAUAAUUAAUGAUGCCCGGAAAUUUUGGUGCAAAAAAUAAAGUAAUCACACGUUUUUGUAUUGAAACGAAAAA
Molecule: messenger RNA, 1433 nt
Organism: Copidosoma floridanum
Lineage: Eukaryota; Metazoa; Arthropoda; Insecta; Hymenoptera; Encyrtidae
Product: death-associated protein kinase 3
Biological process (GO): protein phosphorylation; intracellular signal transduction; positive regulation of apoptotic process
Cellular component (GO): nucleus
Molecular function (GO): ATP binding; protein serine/threonine kinase activity
Source: RefSeq, a predicted model, not a curated record